AUGGGCAUCUCACGUGAUUCAAGACACAAGCGUAGAAAGACAGGAGGGCGUAUGCCAAUUCACAAGAAAAAGAGAGCUUUCGAAAAAGCAAGACAGCCAGCAAUGACAAAAUUGGGUGCUAAACGUAUUCACCUUGUCCGUGGCCGUGGAGGAAAUUCCAAAUACAGAGCCUUACGCUUAGAUGCUGGUAACUAUUCUUGGGCAAGUCAAAAUGUUACCAUAAAAACACGUAUUCUCUGGGUCGUUUACAACGCUACAAACAAUGAACUUGUCAGGACCAAUACAAUCACCAAAAACACCAUUUUAGAAGUCGAUGCCACACCAUUCAAAGCUUUCUUCUAUAAGACUUAUGGCCAAGACUUAGGAAAAGUCAAAAAAGAAGAAACUGCGACUAGAUCAGCGAAAGCUCAAGAAAAAUGGGAAAAAAUACAAAAAGAGUGGGAAGAGAAUGCUAAAGAAAAGAGAAUUGAUCCUAUAUUAGAAAAUGACUUCAAAACUGGAAGACUUUUGGCCUGUGUCACUUCAAGGCCUGGACAGAGUGGAAGAGCUGAUGGAUACAUACUUGAGGGAGAAGAAUUAGAGUUCUAUAAGAAGAAGCUUGAAAAGAAAAAGACUAAAUCUCUAUUGGCUAGCAAUUUUUAAAUAACAAAAAUUAAUUUUUAUAUUAAAUUUAUAUGCUGUUUUUAUAUUUUUAUUUGGAUGAGAUCUAUAUAUUUUAGAGCACAAUUUGUAUAAAUUUUAAUUAUUAUAAUAAAUUAAAUAUAAUUUAUGUAUAUUAAAAAAUGUUUUAUUCUUAUAAACGGAAGUUAAUUUUUCUUAAAAUAGGGAUUUGCUAGCUAUCUAAUUCACCCCCUUCCGUGAGUGAACAAAAAAAUUUUGUUCACUCACGGAGGGGGUUAAUUUUUUUUUUUUAAAAAAAUUUAAAUAUAAAUUUUAUAAAUAAUUUUUUUUUCGAAUUUUAAAAAAAUCCUAAUUUGCAAAAAUUGGAAAGCAAAUAUUAAUUUAAUUUAUAAAAUUUAUUUUUAAAAAGCAAUUUGUUUAAAAUUAAAACAGAAUUAGCUCGAGAUUUCAUUAUGGUAGUUGCCACUUAUAUAUCAAAAUUCUUUCCAUAAAAACUUUUUCUAUUAAAAAAAUUUUUAUUCACUCACGGAGGGUGGGUUUUUGGGCAAAAAGUAGCGAUUUUUCUAAUGGUUUUGUUCACUCACGGAGAGGGGGAGUAAGAGGAAAAGUAAAUAA
This is a messenger RNA of Blepharisma stoltei, 1236 nucleotides long. The record is from the annotation of a GenBank genome assembly. NCBI's taxonomy places the organism in Eukaryota, Ciliophora, Heterotrichea, Heterotrichida, Blepharismidae.